GGACUUUGUGCUACCAACUGAGGGGUCGAAAAGUUUGUUUGUUCACGUGUGACAUUUGACAGGUCGUAAUAAAUAAACAUGGCCACGGCGGAUACUGCAAAUGAGCUGAUGCUCCUGGAGCGGGUUUUCCUGCGUCUGGGGUCCGCCGACACCGACGAGCAGCUUCAGAAUCUUCUCGCCAAGUUUUUAACCCCCGUACUUCUAAAACUGGCUUCGCCGGAAGAAGCCGUGCGCAAGAAAGUGAUGGAGCUCCUAAUUCACGUUAAUAAAAGAGUGAAAACGCGCCCCCAAAUUCAGCUCCCUAUUGAGGCCCUUUUGAUGCAAUACCAAGACCCUGCAGCCACUUCUUUUGUUACUAAUUUUACUAUUAUUUAUAUAAAAUUGGGUUUCCCGAGGUUGCCUCUUGAAAAGCAAGCUGAAUUAGUGCCAGUUGUUUUAAACGCUUUGGAACACAAACCUGUUGCUCACUUGGACAGUAUUUUAUUGCUACUUGUAUCAGUGCUGGGGAAGGUUAAAGUACCAACUGAGCCUGAGAAGGUGGCGACGUUGUUUGGGUUGAAUGAGAAACCCCAAAUUGCUAAACAUUUGCUUGAUAUGUUGUUGGAUAUGCUGUUGCUACCUUAUGGGGCGUUGACACCUCAAACUUCAGACACUCAGCAACAAAGAAAUGCGAACGUGUCUCUGCCAGUACCACCCUGCAUGAGCCCCAAUUCUUUUAAACGUAUCACGUUGAAUAACCCCUUGAAGCCAGAGGAAUUGGAAGAGAUCAAACUAGGCAUAGUGCGCUUCCUGGCGCACGGAGUGUUCAAGGACGAAGACAUCCUAAUCCACCUAGUGGUAGCGGCAUCCGACACCCGUUUCAGUGUCGCCAACUUGGCGGACAUGGAACUGAAAAAAGUAGUCGGAUCAGUCGACUGGGGCUCCCUGAGCGUCGUCAUGCCACUCUUUACAAUGUUCUUAGGUACCCAAUCCAAAAACGUGAAAGAGGACCAAAUCAAAUCCCCCGCUAGCACAAGAAUACGCUUAAAACUCCUAACUUACUUGGGCAGAAUAACGGGAAAAGCGUUCGCUUUCCCGGCUUCCAUCCAAGUGAUUUUUGAUUCGUUGUAUGGUACUAACACGAACACGAGGCUUAAAACUCUAGCGCUGAACUUUACAAUGAACCUUGUCAGAUUUGCUGACGAAGGUCCACUAAGUAAAGUAGCCCCAGUUUUGCUAUCCGGGAUGCAUAAAUUGAUCAAAGAAGGCGAAGACGUCCACCAAGGCCAAGCCUACGUUUUAAUCGGUACUCUCGCCCAACGGUUCCCCAAAAUCGUGUACCACGACAUCAACCUCAUUGAGACGUUUUUCAAAAACUUAGAAACCGCCAAUCCCGAUUUGAAACUACAAAUCCGUGAAGGCCUCUUAAGUCUCAUUUUGGCUUACAAGUACGACGUUUGCUUAGAAGAAGCCGAUAAAGACGGACGCUUGAAUAUCCUUUUUGCACUGAUCAAGUUUCGAAUGACGUCGGAGGAACCCAUGGUGAGGUUCACAGCGGUGAGGACUUUAGCUACGAUAUUUCCACCUGAGCACGUGCCAUCCAAGUACUUGUUGCUACUGUUGACGGGAGACGGCAAAGACGACGUGUCAGCUGAGGCAUUCAAAGCCCUUUAUGGCACGUCACGCAAAAACGACGUCGAUUUAUCCAAAAAGAACAAAAUCGUUACGCCUCACUUCUCGGAAAUCGUGCGUUAUGUGUUCAGCGAGUCCGAGAUUUUGGCUAAAGACGCGUCGAAACGAUUUACUAUUGGAAAUCACGUUUUAGCGUUUGAUAUUCGUACUUAUACUGAGAUACUUAUAUAUCUGCGGUUGUGUUUGGUUCGCAAUUUAAAUGUUCCUUUGACUCGAGAUAUUUUAAAUCACCCGUGUGAACACACCCCGGUUAUAGCUGAGUAUCUGCGGGGUUUGUUUGACGAUAGUAAACCCAUUGAGAGCAAUCCCUUGCUUCAGUAUACAUCUCUAGUUAGACAACUACUUAUAGCUAGUCCUUCCAUGGAACCUCUUAGCUGCAUGGUUGAAAUCGUUGGCUGUGUCCCUCAAUUAAGGUCGUUCGUUUCCAAAGAUCUACAAUGGAUACGUGAUCAGUUAAACUCGACUAAAGAAGAAGUUCGAGAAUACGCUUCAGUGUUAUACUCUCUAGUACUUAGCUCGUCAACUACUGACUUUGAUGGUGCCAUUAGUUAUUUAUUUAAACAAACAGAGGGCAAAAAUUUGGAGUCGCAACACGGCGCCAUUUUGGGUAUCGGUACCUGUCUCGAAACCAAAAUGGCGGACGGACCGAUAAGUCGCGAUACUUAUAAAAAAUCAGUGACCACUUUGGCCGCGUUUUUAAAACAACAGAACCCUUUAUUGGCUGGUGGUGCUUGUACUAGCAUCGGGCUUUUAGGUCGCCGGUCUCCUCUACCUUUGGAUGACGGCAAACCUAAAGAAAUCGGUAGUCCGGAUGCUAAGCGCCCUGCUAAUGACAUCGUAACCAAAAUGGACGUCGUCAAUCGCUUAAUGGACGUCAUGAACAACACAAAGUUGUCGGCUAAAAUCCGGGAAAAAGCGGCCAAAGCUCUGGGUUUAUUGUGUGUAGGGGAGAAGUUCCCACACACCAAAGAAGUGAUUCAGGGUUUUUUGAACACUGCGAAAGACACUAAAGACGUUGAGGUGCACUUUACCAUUGGGGAGUCCUUGGUGAUGUGUUGUCAGAGCGUGUGGUCACCCGAAGCGCGUAACCCGUGGACCACACUACCACAGAACCACGUACCCAAUACCAGUGAACCCAUGAUGGAUGACAAUUUAGAGUGUCUGCUUGACGAGUUGUUGAAACUAGCCAAUCAGUUGCACCCUAAUUCCAAACAAGCGUCUUGCAUUUGGUUACUAGCGGUGUUAAAAGGGUGCGGCGAAAGAGAACCCAUUAGUAAAAGGUUGCAAUUGUUGCAGAACACCUUCAUGGACUUAUUGUGUGAAAAUAACGAUAUUGUUCAAGACGCAGCCUCCAAAGGACUGUGUGUGGUUUAUGAUACUUACAAAUCUGAAGAACUGUUACAAGCUUUAGUAAAACAGUUGACUUCAGGAACGCGACAAGUCACUCAAGUUACCAGUGACACGAAAUUGUUUGAAGAGGGUCAACUAGGAUCCGCACCAACCGGGGGUAACCUAACUACAUACAAGGAGUUAUGUUCAUUGGCGUCCGAUUUAAACAAACCUGACUUGAUUUACCAGUUCAUGCACCUAGCGAAUCACAACGCCAUUUGGAAUUCCAAAAAAGGGGCAGCUUUUGGGUUUUCGUCCAUCGCGGAAAGGUGUGGCGAAGACUUGAAGGUCCACCUACCUCUAAUCAUUCCCAAGUUGUACCGCUACCAGUUUGACCCAACCCCCAAUAUCCAAGCCUCCAUGCACAACAUCUGGAGAGUACUGGUCGCCGAACCACAAAAAACCCUGGAUCAAUACUACGACGAAAUCCUGGCCGACUUGUUGGAAAAUAUCAAUUCCCACCACUACCGAGUGCGACAAUCGUGUUGUCUGGCUCUUCAGGAUUUUCUAAAGGGUUCCGGGAACCGCUCCAUCCACGACUGUGUUAAUUCCAUGGACGAGCUAUGGACGAAGCUGUUUCGGGUGAUGGAUGACCACCAUGAAGCCACUCGGCUCACGGCGACCAAAACCGCGCGCGUUUUGAGUAAAUUGUGUAUUAGGGGUUGCGAUAGCGGGCAGGGCAAGGCUGGGGUGAGAAUGGUGGAGGCGAUUUUGCCGCCGUUGCUGAAUAACGGGAUCAUUAACGCUGUGGCUGAAAUCCGGUUGAUUAGUUUGCAGACGAUUUCAGAGCUUGUUGGGUCGGCGGGGGCGCAGUUGAAGCCGUUUUUGCCCAAGCUUAUACCGGCGCUGUUGCAAGCUACGGGGGAGUUGGAGUCGACUAAGUUGUCGUAUUUGAGUACUAUGCUGGGGGCGCAGAGUCAGGCGCAGGAGGCUGUGGAUAGUGCGAGGGCGUCGUUCGCGAAGUCGCAUUUCACGACGGAGACGGUGUCGAAGAGCCUCCAGUAUGCCGAUGCGUCAAUUCUGGAAGAACUUGUCCCUAAAGUUGUCGAAUUAUUGAAGGGUUCGGUUGGUUUAGGGACCAGAAUUGCUUGCACCCACUUUGUUACUCUUUUGGUUGUCCAAAUGGGGCAGGAUUUGCAACCCUACACAGGGAAAUUGUUGGCAGCACUGGUAAACGGUUUAACCGACCGAAAUUCCGCUAUUCGUAAACACUACGCCAGCGCCAUUGGUCACUUAGUUUCAGCUGCUAAGGAGUCAAGCUUGGAGAAGCUAUUCGCCAAGUUGCAACACUGGUAUUUCGAACGAGAAGACGAUUCGAUCCGUUCUGCGUGCGCCUACACCAUCCAGUCCAUCGGCAUCCACAACCAAGAAGUGCUAAAAUCGCACUCCGACGUCCUCCUCCCGCUCGUCUUCUUCGCGAUGCACUGCGAGAAGACCCCCGAGACCGAGAACACCCUGGAGGUAUGGACCGAGAUCUGGUCGGAGCACAGUCCCGGCACGGAAACCGGGAUCCGGCAGAACAUCGAAGUCAUCUGCAACAUUUUGAAAACCGCCCUCGAAUCGCCGUCGUGGACGAUGAAGGCCCAGGCUGCCAGUGCCGUUUCGACAGUUGCAAGCAAAUUAGGUACGACUAUGGACGGCAAACAUCGGAAUGCCUUGAUAAAUAUUUUAAUAAAUGGGUUAUCUGGUCGGACGUGGAAUGGAAAAGAUAAAUUAUUGAAAGCUCUGGCUAGUAUUUGUUCGAAUUGCAAGGAUUCCAUCAGGGAGGAUCAGAGCGUGAACGUGGAUUUAAUUAUCGAAGCAGUGAUUAAAGAAAGUCGCAAGGACGAAAUCGGGUACAAGAUUGACGCGUUGGAGUCUUUGGGGAAUAUCUUGGCCGCGCUGGAGGUGGAUAAGUUUGACGAAGUUUACGGGAUCAUACAGUCGAUUUUGGUGGAUAAGUCGAGCAAGGAGGAGGAUGAAGACGCGUCGUCGGAGGAAAUCGCCAAAAAGCGGGAGAAGAACAUCAAGUUGAAGGAAACCGCGUACGAAACUUUGGGGAAAACGUGGCCGGAGAGGAGUAAAACGACCCAGGAUAAGUACGGGGAAAUGUUCGUGGAACAUUGCGUGGAGUGUCUACCCCGAAUUACCCGGUCGGUGCAAGUGAGCGUCGUUUCAGCGUUGUACAACUACGUCGACAAAUUAAUUUUAUUAAACGACGAUUUGGACGACUCUGACAAGAAAACAUUAGGGAAAAUCGUCGAUAAUAUAGUCAUAGCGAUCAGAUACUCGCUCGGAAUAUCCAAACACACGAGACUGCGUAAAGAAGCUCUCAAUGUGGUGUUCUGUAUGGGUAAAAAGCUCCAAGAACGCCAAAUCGAAGACGAGUUUCUCAAACUCCGACGCAUGUUCGACGAAGUCUUGGACGAUAUUUCCAGCGAUACGCAGCCGGAGAUUAAGUCGCGACUCACCGACAUUAAGAACUUACUCAAGACCAACUAAUUAAGUUUGUAAACUGACGCAAAUAAAUGAUCACUUAAUUGCA
This is a messenger RNA of Zophobas morio, 5584 nucleotides long. RefSeq names its product proteasome adapter and scaffold protein ECM29. NCBI's taxonomy places the organism in Eukaryota, Metazoa, Arthropoda, Insecta, Coleoptera, Tenebrionidae. Gene Ontology annotation, cellular component: nucleus; cytoplasm. The record is from RefSeq and is a predicted model, not a curated record. Gene Ontology annotation, molecular function: molecular adaptor activity. Gene Ontology annotation, biological process: proteasome assembly. The transcript is spliced from 19 exons. Bases 79 to 5541 code for a protein of 1820 amino acids.